This is a messenger RNA of Penicillium manginii, 315 nucleotides long. RefSeq lists its product as uncharacterized. The transcript has a single exon. Bases 1 to 315 code for a protein of 104 amino acids. The record is from RefSeq and is a predicted model, not a curated record. Lineage: Eukaryota; Fungi; Ascomycota; Eurotiomycetes; Eurotiales; Aspergillaceae.
AUGCUCGGCGCCUUCAGUGGAAAUAUCCUUUCUCACGAGAAAGAUUCUCAGAAUUAUUUAAUGCCUGAAUAUAUGCUAGGCAAGUCCUCUGAUUCAUUACUGGCAAUCGGUCAUUCGGGUGGAAUUCCCGGAUCCUUAGCAACGAUCUGGACUUCUCUAGAGACAGAGAGUGCUAUCUUAGUCCUGACUAAUGGUCGGGGCCUUGGAGAUGCAAGUGACUUUGUGGCACAGACUUUGAUCCAACAGUUGUUCGAUCUCAAGCCGAGAUUUAAUCUAAAACCGUGGGUCGAGCAUGAGACGAAGCUGGCGCAAUGA